AUGACACAGAGCCUGUCGGGCCCGCGCACUCUUGGCAAAGUUUCAGUGCGACGAGAGGCGCCGGGCGCUCCAUGGCAGCGCCGUAACGGGGACCCAGUCGCCUCCCCGCCCAGCCCAGCCCAGCCCUUCCGCCCGCCCAGGAUGGAGGCGCCCGCCAGCGCGCAGACCCCGCACCCGCACGAGCCCAUCAGCUUCGGCAUCGACCAGAUCCUCAACAGCCCGGACCAGGACAGCGCACCAGCCCCGCGGGGCCCCGACGGCGCCAACUACCUGGGAGGGCCCCCCGGGGGCCGUCCGGGCGCCACAUACCCGUCUCUGCCCACCUCCUUUGCCGGCCUCGGCGCGCCCUUCGAGGACGCGGGAUCUUACAGUGUCAACCUGAGCCUGGCGCCCGCCGGCGUGAUACGAGUGCCAGCGCACAGGCCGCUUCCCGGGGCCGUGCCGCCGCCUCUGCCUAGCGCGCUGCCUGCCAUGCCCUCCGUGCCCACGGUCUCCAGCCUGGGCGGCCUCAAUUUCCCCUGGAUGGAGAGCAGCCGCCGCUUCGUAAAAGACCGUUUCACAGCGGCGGCGGCGCUCACGCCCUUCACCGUGACCCGGCGCAUCGGCCACCCUUACCAGAACAGGACGCCGCCCAAGCGUAAGAAGCCGCGCACGUCCUUUUCUCGGGUGCAGAUCUGCGAGCUGGAAAAGCGCUUCCACCGCCAGAAGUAUCUGGCCUCGGCCGAGAGGGCGGCGCUCGCUAAGUCCCUCAAAAUGACGGAUGCGCAGGUCAAGACCUGGUUCCAAAACCGGAGGACCAAGUGGCGGCGGCAGACGGCGGAGGAGCGGGAGGCGGAGCGGCAGCAGGCGAGUCGGCUCAUGCUGCAGCUGCAACACGACGCCUUCCAAAAGAGCCUCAACGACUCUAUCCAGCCCGACCCGCUCUGUCUGCACAACUCUUCGCUCUUUGCUCUGCAGAAUCUGCAGCCCUGGGAGGAGGAUAGCUCCAAGGUCCCCGCCGUCACCUCUCUGGUGUGA
Molecule: messenger RNA, 1017 nt
Organism: Mesoplodon densirostris (Blainville's beaked whale)
Lineage: Eukaryota; Metazoa; Chordata; Mammalia; Artiodactyla; Ziphiidae
Gene: TLX3
Product: T cell leukemia homeobox 3
Exons: 3
Coding region: 1-1017 (338 amino acids)
Biological process (GO): regulation of transcription by RNA polymerase II; animal organ development
Cellular component (GO): nucleus
Molecular function (GO): DNA-binding transcription factor activity, RNA polymerase II-specific; RNA polymerase II cis-regulatory region sequence-specific DNA binding
Source: RefSeq, a predicted model, not a curated record